AUGGCUGACCCAUGGACCCCACACUCAGACAGUUCAUCUUCCAGCAUGUCCAAGCAGUCCAUUUCAGGGGAAGGUCACUCCAAGAGCAAACACACAUCCUCCACACCGGCCCCCAGUGACUUAUCUCUCGAAGUGCCAGAGAUUGCAGUCGAGGAGAUGGAAAGAAAGCCCGCUUCACAGGUGCCCAUUUCAGACACUCCGGAGGAAGCAGAUUCCUACACCAAACGGCUGAAAGAAACAUUUAAAAAGCACUUAGCGCUGAGUGGUAUAUCAAAGGAGUCAUGGACAGAUGAAAAUGAGCGAGCCUUGGAUAAAUUCAUCUCAGACCCUUCCAUCAGGCUUCUCAUUGUCUACCAUGACCCUUUCACCAGCCCACGCGUGGACUACGCCAUGCCAGCUCAGGUCGUGGAGCAGAUGUCCUACUUCAUCCGCGCAGAGGACAGUGUAAUCACAGAGGAAAGUUUUGAAAGCUCUGUGCAGUUUGGAUCUAUAAAAGGAGGGGCUAUAGAGGGUCUCCUCAGGUUCAUGAAUGGUAUUCAUGCCCCUCAGGUCACGCUCAGCACCACCUGGCCGGAGAGCACCAAAAACUUCUAUACUGAAAACUUGCACCGCUUCAUUACCAACAUUACAGACAGCAGAUUUAAAUUGCUGGGCAGCACAGUGCUGUACGUUCCUCUGGAGGCUCUGCAGCACCGCCCAGAGGAAGUCAUCCAGAACAAGAAUCUAGUACACAGGCUGGAAAUGGUGAUAAUCCACUGGACACGUCAAAUAAAGGAGGUAUUGAGUGCUCAGGAGAUUGGAGAGAUGGGGGACAGCUCGGGCCCUCUGGAGGAGAUCUCUUUCUGGAAGAGCCGCUUUGCCGAUCUAGCCAACAUCAGUCAGCAGCUGCAGAAACCAGGAGUCCGUCACAUGCUGAAAAUUUUGCAGCUCUGCUCGCCUUUCUACACUUCACAGUUCAGUGAACUAGCCAAGCACAUCCAGGAUUUUUCUUUGCAAGCCCAGUCGAACAUCUCCUUCCUGUCCCUGCUGAAAGAGCCAUGUGAGGAGCUCGCUCAGCUCAAACCUUGUGACAUUGCACCCAAACUCCCUCACAUCAUCAAACUCAUUCGUGUGAUAUGGGUCAACUCCAGCUACUACAAUACCCGUGAAAGGAUCACUGCGCUGUUUGGCAAGAUGAGUAAUGAGAUCAUUCGUCUGUGCCGUAGAGAGAUCUCUCUGGACAGGAUUUUCCAGGGUUACGUGAUCUCCAGCAAACAGAUUCUGAAUGAGUGUAUCCAGUGCUGUCUGGCAUGGAAAGAGAUCUACCUGCACACCUCCCAGCUCCACCACAAGCAUUCUUCCCAAGGUUGGUUGCUCAGUGAGACCAGCAUAUUUGCUCUUGUGGAGGCCUUUGUGCAGAGAUGCAAAGAUCUGAUAGAGGUGUGUGAGUGCCAGCAGCAGUUUGCUCGCCGUGAGGAGGGCGAGCAGGCACAGUUGCCUUGCUUUGCUGGGCGUCAGGGGUUGGAGGUCACUCAGAACCUGUUGAACAUAGAGGCAACCUUUGAAAAGAACCUGCAGGUCCUGGGCUCUGUUAAGGACAUCCUGGACGUCAGAAACACAUCUUGGCAUGAUGGCUACACCAGAUUCCGCUCCGAAGUAAAAGAUCUGGAGGUGAUGAUGCAGAAUUUGAUCAGCUCGGCCUUUGAGACGGUGAAAAGCGUAGAAGAAGGAGUCCAGCUGCUCGACGUGUUUAAGCACCUGUCUGAACGAGAGGCCAUUAAGAGGACCAUUGACACGAAGAUGGUUGAUGUAUACAAUCUGUUUAAUGAUGAGCUGAGUCUGGUAAAUAAAGUGUUGUGCAGGAUAUCAUCUCUCACUCCUGCCGAAAUGCCUCAAUAUGCAGGACAGGCCCAUCUGGCUCGCGCACUCCACACGCAGAUAGAAAGACCUAUGGAGGUUCUCCAGAACGCGAAUUUCUUGCCUGAUGUCAGUGGUAAAGAGGGCGUGCACGUGGCUUACGCUCAGCUGUGUCGGAAUCUGGAUGAAAAGGUCAGGAGGAUUUUCACAGACUGGAGUCAGAGUCUGGACAGACAGUGUCUCGGCGGCCUCAACCAACCACUCAUGAUCCGCUGUCAGGAGAAGACAGGCCUGCUGGAUGUCAACUUUAACAAGAACCUGUUAAAGAUGAUUAACGAGAUUCAUUACUGGGAUCGGCUACAGUUUGAGAUCCCUCACUAUGUCACAGAGGUGCAUCAGCGCAGGGAGGAACUUCUUAACCUGAAAGAAAAUGUUCUGCUAGUGGUCAAAGACUAUAACAGAAUCAUCACGGCCCUAAAUGCAGAAGAGAUGGGACUGUUUUCGGAGAGGAUCCGCUUCUUGAAUAAGAAAUUCCAGCCAGGCCUGACAAAACUGCACUGGUCUACAAAAGGAACUGCCAACGUCUUUAUUAAUGACUGCAGAGUGCAUGCCAACAAGGUGCAGUUAAUGGUAGAUGAGUAUAAAGUAGCUAACCUGGCAGUGUCCAAGUUCUGUGCGGAGAUCAGUGAUUUGCUUUUGGUUCGUGUGGAUGGCAAGAUUGUCUACGGAGACCUGGAAUUCCAGGAGGAUCAGAAGAAGCAUCAGCACAGCCAGCUGCUCCGGCUGCAGGCUGCUCACCAGGAAAUGGUCAACAUCCUGGCCAAAGUCUACAUGACUUUCCAGACAGAUGGCACGGAGGUGCAACAGCACUGGGUGUCAUACGUUGAGAAGGUAGAUUGCAUGGUACAGGAGGCGUUUCGUACAAAUGUAAAGCGCUCUCUACAGGACCUCUCGAAAGCCAUCAAUGGAGAUGGCAAGACUCCCCCAAACCCUUUAUUCAGAGUAGAAGUGGUGCUGAAACAACGCACACCUGGAUCUACUGCUCAGGUGGAUUUUUCUCCAUCUCUCCCAAAACUGGCCCAAAUGGUGAACAGCAUUAGCGCUCAGCUCAUCCACACCAUCUCUGGUUUCAAACGUCUGCCGGAACUUCUGACCAAUCAGAACUUGCAAAAGAAGCCCAUUCACAGGAUCAUCGCAGCGCACCCUCGCCGCGGCAUAGCCGCUGUCCAGCAGGAGGGUCCUACAGCACAUGUGCUGCUUGGCUUGCAGCAGCACACACUCGCCACGGCAUAG
Molecule: messenger RNA, 3129 nt
Organism: Paramisgurnus dabryanus
Lineage: Eukaryota; Metazoa; Chordata; Actinopteri; Cypriniformes; Cobitidae
Product: dynein axonemal heavy chain 2-like
Biological process (GO): microtubule-based movement
Cellular component (GO): axonemal dynein complex
Molecular function (GO): dynein light intermediate chain binding; dynein intermediate chain binding
Source: RefSeq, a predicted model, not a curated record